Molecule: messenger RNA, 981 nt
Organism: Adineta steineri
Lineage: Eukaryota; Metazoa; Rotifera; Eurotatoria; Adinetida; Adinetidae
Source: the annotation of a GenBank genome assembly
AUGAAUUCUAGUAGUAUGGAACAAUUAGACAAUAGUAAGGUCAAUCUUCAUCGUACCAAAUUUUUUAUAUUACUUCUACUACAAAUCCCAUCAGUGAUGCUCUAUCUUCUUAUUUUUACAUUUUUUGGUAUGCAUCGUUCUCUUCUUAAAACUCCGAAAAAUAAAGCUCUAUUGGUCUUGCUGCUAAUCAACUUCUUAGAAGCCUCAUGCGACUUGCCAAACACUAUUCAUUUCUAUCGCCUUGGUCGUGUUAGUCCAGCAACAUCAGCUUAUUGCACAUGGUGGACAUUCUUUGAGUAUACUCUCAGUGUUUCAAGUGAGUUCUUAAUGGCUAUUAUUUCCAUUCAACGUCAUAUAUUGGUAUUCAACAAUAACAUAUUACAAAUUCGAAUUAAACGUUACUUAUGGCAUCACUUACCGUUACUACUUGGUGUUGCUUAUCCAACUCUUCUCUAUUUGGGUCUUGUCGUUAUCUAUCCAUGCGACGGAACUCAGUGGGAUUACACAUCGGUUUUAUGCGGUUUAAGCAAUUGUUAUUUAGAAAAUAGUAGUUUGUUGGCAACGUUGGAUUGGGCACUGGACAAUGGCAUGCCGAUAAUAAUCAUUGUUGUGGCUAAUGCAGCACUUGUAAUCCGAGUCAUCUGUUAUAAGCGUCGUGCACAGCAAGCUACUCCAUGGCAAAAGCAAAGACGUAUGACGAUUCAACUACUAACGAUCUCUUCCAUAUAUUUCAUUGCAUGGAUUCCAAAUACGAUCAUUGCCGUCAUUCAAGAAAUUAUCGACUCGAGUUUCGUCGCUGAGAUUCAAGCAAACUAUUUUUUCGAUCUUCUUUACCUUGUUUGUCUCUUGAUGCCAUGGGUGUGCAUUAUGAUGCUUCCUGAAUUGAAAAAAUGGAUGUGGAAACUAUUCAGACCACAUCAAUCAACACAAAAUACUGUCGUACCACUAAAUAUUACUGUUUUACCAAUGAAGACACGAUAA